AUGAGACCGACAGACGUCGAGAUCAGACAAUAUGCAGCGAGGAAGAGGCCGGCAUCUGGGGCCGGGCCCUCACGCUCGUCGAAAAGGCCCCAGACAUUGACCCCGACCGCUACCGCAUCGGCGGCCGAUCAGUCGGAGCCGAUCAUCUCGCUCUCGGCGCCGGCAGUGCCACCAGAGGAGCAACCGAUGGAGGGAAUGGCCGAAGGAGCAUCGACGGCUUCGUCGAUGGAGGAGGCUCGGGGUAAUGUUCGGGAGCCCGAACGUCCUUCAUCGGCUCCCGCUGCUGCCUCGGGGGGAGCUCAAUCAAGUUCGAGCUUCCCCUCCUUCCCCGAUCUACGGGCCUGGGUGGCCGGUCGGGGGAAGGCCCCGAUGGCCCCCGCAGACGACUCAAGGUCGGGGGGUCGCGCCACAUCGUCUGGCGCUCGGAUCCCUGAGGGAGCGUUGGCCCUGGCCGACCAUGACUUGGCCAGGAGAUUAUGCCAGGGGACCCUCCUUCCCGCCGACCUGGAGAAGGACAAGGCAGCGACCGUCGAAGCUGAGAAGGCGGUGUUGGUCGAACAGCUGAAGCUGUCGAUCGAUCGGGAGGCAAGACUUGAGGAUGAAAUCUCUCACCUCACUGAUGCUUUGGCUGCUUUGAGGGCCAAACUUAGGUCGGCCCGUGAGGAAACAAAGCGCAAAGGUCGAGCCGCUCACCGACUGCGGUGCGAGCGGGAUGGCAUCAUCGCCGAACUCGAGGUCGAGUGCGAGCAGCUCCGGGUUAGCCUGAAGAAUCUUGCCAAGGCUGAAAAGGACUUGUCAAUCGCCCAAGCCGACGCUGACAUAGCGAAGGCAGAGGCGGAAUCGGCGAAGGAGUCAUUAGAUCGGGCAGAGGCGGAGGCGAAAUCGACGGCGGAGUCGUUAGGUCGGGCGGUGGAGGACUUCCACGGCUCCGACAAAUAUCGGGAGGAGCUCCUGAAAAGCGGCUUCAUGUCGUACCGGGUGGGGUACGAAGAUGCUCGGGAUGUAGUCCAGGCUUUGUACCUGAAGCUUGACCUCGGCGGCAUUGUUCCCCCAGGAUCAGAGGAGCAAGCCACAGAAGAGGUGGCCGACCUAUCGUCGGGGGACCAUACUGCGAUGGAGGAAGCCGUCCCGGAGCAGGUCACCGAAGGGGAGAUGGCCCCAACCUCCGAUCCGACGCCGACCCGAGCGGACACGCCGGCUGCCCCCGAGCUUCUCCCGGUUGAAGAGGUCGACUCUGAAGAGUGA
Molecule: messenger RNA, 1245 nt
Organism: Elaeis guineensis (African oil palm)
Lineage: Eukaryota; Viridiplantae; Streptophyta; Magnoliopsida; Arecales; Arecaceae
Source: RefSeq, a predicted model, not a curated record